This is a messenger RNA of Solea senegalensis (Senegalese sole), 3411 nucleotides long. RefSeq names its product 5-hydroxytryptamine (serotonin) receptor 2C, G protein-coupled-like 1 (gene htr2cl1). Gene Ontology annotation, cellular component: dendrite; plasma membrane. The transcript has 8 exons. Gene Ontology annotation, molecular function: G protein-coupled serotonin receptor activity; neurotransmitter receptor activity. Gene Ontology annotation, biological process: G protein-coupled receptor signaling pathway, coupled to cyclic nucleotide second messenger; chemical synaptic transmission. Lineage: Eukaryota; Metazoa; Chordata; Actinopteri; Pleuronectiformes; Soleidae. Bases 1186 to 2913 code for a protein of 575 amino acids. The record is from RefSeq and is a predicted model, not a curated record.
AUAAAAAUAUAAUAGAUGCAUUCAAAAAAAACACAUCUAAUGUAAAGUCAAUGCAUCAGUGAUAAUAUCUUUUAGAAUUUUAGGUAGCUUUAGUUUUGUUAUGGGUUAGGGUUAGAGGUUAAAUAUUUGAUGUAACGUGAGGUUUCUUCUUCUUCUUUCAAAUAUAAAUUCUUCAGAUUGAAAUAAUAUGUUCUGUUGAGAAUGAGUGGUCCUGACUUAGUGAGACAACGUGUGGACGACAAACAGAAGACACAGCCUUGACUGUUGAGACCCAGUCUGUGUGUUUACUGUGAUGGACAGUAGACAAAUGUCCUCAGAGACACCAGGAGCACAGGUGAACUAACGCCCGUCAGGGUUCGUUUACAGCGAGGACAGAGAUGUUGUUAAUAAUCAGAAUAAUAAUGGCAUUGGCUCUGGAUCUGGAUCCUGCAGACCUGGAGUCACAGGUUUGUUUACAGCGAGGACAGAGGUGUUGUUAAUAAUCAGAAUAAUAAUGGCAUCGGCUCUGGAUCUGGAUCCUGCAGACCUGGAGUCACAGCCACGUGUGACACUAAAUAUAAACACUGUUAAUUGACAUUCUUUGUUUCCGUUUCAGCUGAAAAAGCACAAGCAACAUUUUGGACACGUCACCAGUCUGGAGACUCCACAAUCUGCUAACACCAAGGGCAGAUGGACGACGCUGAUCCCUCGCUCUGGAGGUGUGGAGAGAGAGAGAGGGAGGAGCGAGAGAACGAGAGCAUGAGACCAUGGAUGAGUCACUGAAAAGAACAAAGUGAUCGUCAACUCUGACCCCGACGAGGAGAAAAAUCCCUUUUCAAACACGUCGGAUCCAACAAACGUCACCUGGGAAAUUCCAGGACAAAUUCAGAUACUGACUCUAAAUUGGAGCCGAUGGAUUCACCGGGCGCCCGUGGUGGAUAUGGAGGAGUUGAUGUUCAGCUCUUUAUCUGGGACGCUUAGCGCCUUUGGAACCAGACGUCAACAAACAACACGGGAUGUUUUGUCUCAUCGGGAACCUGAAGAACUUGUGUGUCCAAUUAACUGACGACUGGCAAGAAAUGGUACUUUAGUAGAAUUCAACUGCAGGUCAUUUGUUCCCUGUUUGUUGUCCUUCCCUUUUCUAACACUUAAACCAUCGCUGGUGCAAGUAAAACCGGAGGAUUCAGCUCCGGUGUGGUUUUUGGGAUGAGAGGGCCAGUGAGAUCCCUUCUGGGCGGGUUCAGCUCCAGCACCACCACCUCCUCCUCCUCCCUGGAGGCUGGCGGCCAGAUGUCUUGGCCAAGCAACAGCCCCCUGGACCUCAACCAAACCCUGCCGUGGGGGAGCGUCGGAGGUGGUGGAGCGGCGGCGGCGGUCAUGAGCGCAGGUGUGGAGAAUUUCACCCAAGAGUCUGUCAUCAGAGAAGUGAUCAAAGAGAAAAACUGGCCGGCGCUGCUCAUCCUCAUCAUCAUUGCGCUGACGAUCGGCGGCAACAUCCUUGUCAUCCUGGCGGUGUCGCUGGAAAAAAAACUCCAAAAUGCCACUAACUUCUUUCUGAGGUCGCUGGCCGUGGCGGACAUGCUCGUCGGCAUCCUGGUGAUGCCGAUCUCCCUGAUCAACAUCCUCUACGAUUACGCCUGGCCUCUGCCCAGUUGUCUGUGUCCGAUCUGGAUCUACCUGGAUGUCCUGUUCUCCACCGCCUCCAUCAUGCACCUCUGCGCCAUCUCCCUGGACCGAUACGUUGCCAUACGCAACCCCAUCGAGCACAGCCGCUUCAACUCCAGAACCAAAGCCAUGAUGAAGAUCGCCGCCGUUUGGACCAUAUCUAUAGGUGUCUCCAUGCCAAUCCCUGUCAUCGGCCUCCACAAUGAGGACAAGGUCUUCGUCAACGGCAGCUGUGUCCUCAAUGAGGAACGCUUUAUGCUGAUUGGCUCCUUUGUGGCCUUCUUCAUCCCACUGGUCAUAAUGGUGGUGACGUACUGCCUCACCAUACAGGUGCUCCAGAGGCAGGCCACUGUCUUCCUGUAUGAGGCAAAGUCUUCCUCCCAGCAGCCUUUGCACACACCAGUAAUGACAAACACGUUGCAGCCUCCAUCCAGCACCUUCCACCUUCCUCAGAUCAACACACCAGACUCACAAGAGUUGAAGCCUCCGCCCCCUCAGAGCAGACGAAACACCCUGAGCUGUCUGAAAGGGGUGGAGCCGAGCAUGUUGCUCAGCGCCUCCACGUCAGACAGCAUAAGCAUCAUUCCCAGCUCUGAGGCGGCGUCUCAGCUCAGCUCACCAGCCACGGGGCCGGGGCGAAGUGACACGGCGGGUUGCCACGGGCGACGGGGGAUGAUGCAGGCCAUAAAGAACGAGAGGCGAGCGUCCAAGGUUCUGGGAAUCGUCUUCUUCCUCUUCCUCAUCAUGUGGUGCCCGUUCUUCAUCACAAACGUCACGUUCGUGCUGUGCAGAGGCUCCUGCAACGAGUCACUGCUCAACGACCUGCUCAAUGUCUUUGUGUGGGUGGGUUACAUCUCGUCUGGGGUCAACCCUCUGGUCUACACCCUCUUCAAUAAGACUUACCGGAGAGCGUUCUCCAGCUACAUCAGGUGCCAGUACCAGACGGGGACAAAAGCUGCCGGACAGAGCUGCAAAACGCUCCUCGUCCCGCAGCCGUGUCCGUCGCAUGCCGUGACCCCGCUGCUGAUGGGAGGUCACGGGAAAGCGGCCGUGGACCGCAACAGUAACUGUCGCAAUGGCAGCAGGGGGGACAACGGGAGACUGACAGUAGACCCGGAGGACACGACGGACGACGGCACGCAGAUCGGGACAGUGUCGCAGAGCCUCUCUGAAUCCCACGUCGGCGCGCUGUCGGAGGCGGAGCCAGAGACGGAGGUGGAGCAGGAGCUGUCGCUCAUCGGCUCCAGAGAGCACACGAGCAGCGUGUGACGGGGGCCGAGAGGAGGAAGCUGUGAGUGACGUAAACCUGCAGGAGACGGAGUUGUUGAGAAAGGACAAGUUUCACUGGAGAAGCAGCAUUUACACCGUUAAGCAGAGAAAUCAAUGAAAAAAUGUUUUCCCCCUGGUUACAAAUGGAUGAAUUCUGCAUGUCACUGAACCCUCUGUGUUAUAACCUGGUGAUGGAGUCAAGUGGGUCCAACCACACAGAUCCCCACGGUCCAAGAGUCAAAAUGCAGUCUGAGCUCUUGUGUGGAUUCUCUUACAGCCAGAAUGAACCAUUUCACAGAGGAGGGGAGGAAAUCCUUCCCCGGGUCUGCUGAGGAAAAACCCAAGAUCAAUGUGCCAAGAUCAGUGGCCUCUGAUAGACUCACAGUGCCAUCUAGUGGUCACACGAGUGAAGAACAUAGCACAGACGCCAACAAAAAGCUCCUGCUUCCUUUUUCUUUCUUUUUUUUUUUUUAACUUAAAGUUAAGUUUUGAAUCAAA